Molecule: messenger RNA, 177 nt
Organism: Gongylonema pulchrum
Lineage: Eukaryota; Metazoa; Nematoda; Chromadorea; Rhabditida; Gongylonematidae
Source: the annotation of a GenBank genome assembly
AUGGAUUAUACAGUGAAUAGUAUGAUGAAUGGUUUAGCACCGGGCUAUAAUGGCACACAUUUAGCAGGCCCAGUACAUGGCGAUGUUUGCUCCUCUACUGCACAUAUAACCGCCACGCAUCAGCUUCCUCUUGCGCAUGUGCAGGCAGCCACAACUGAUAUUAUUGAUAUACGUUAG